AUGCGGUCGGCACUGCGCGCCGAAUUGGGGUUGCGCGGCAGGGCCUCACUAGUCACGCGGCGGCGUGCGGCGGCGUUCCGGCCGGCGUGCCAGGCGGGAGCGUCCACUGACUGGGGCAAGGCCGCGGCGCGGACAGCCGUUGACCGGUGGGUCAAGCCCGGCAGCGUCGUCGGCAUCGGCACGGGCGAGAUCGUGAGCCACGCGGUGGAGUACCUCGCGCAGCAAGUGGCCAGCGGCAAGCUGCCCGGGGUGGUGGCCGUCCCCUCCUGCAGCACGGCGGCCAGCGAGGCGGCUUUCCAGGGCUUGGCCAUGAGCUCCCUGGAGCAGCACCCCAAGGUGGACGUGUUCAUAGAGCAGGCUGAUCAGAUCGACGUCGCAGGCAACGCCUUUUUGAAGGGCAUCCGCGCGGAGCCCGUCCAGCCCGACCUCAUUGCGUUCAGGGCCCUGCUGGCCGCCGCGGACCGCGUCGUGGUGGUGGCGGACGGCGGCGACGCCGUGUCGCGGCUGGGGGCGAGCCUGCCGGUGGCGAUCGUGGCGGAGGGCUGGGAGGAGCCGGCUGAGGAGCUGGAUGAUAUGUUCCUGGGGGACGCGGAGCUCUGGCGGCGGCCGUCGGAGGGCACGGCCAACCCGCGGGGCGGGCCCAACCCGUUUGUGUCUGAGGACGGCGCCUACACUCUGGUGGACGUGAGAUUCUAUGAGGGGUUCAAGCUGUACGGGGAGGACGAGCAGUACUCGCGGAUCGCCGAGGAGAUCGAGGGUAUCCCGGGCGUGCUCGCGCACGGCUUGGUGGUGGGCCGCGCCUGCGCCGCCGUCGUGGCAGACGGAGAGGCGGGCGCGGUCACCACCACAGAGCUCGGCGCGGCAGCGGCGGGGGACGCAGCCGUGUGA
Molecule: messenger RNA, 888 nt
Organism: Monoraphidium neglectum
Lineage: Eukaryota; Viridiplantae; Chlorophyta; Chlorophyceae; Sphaeropleales; Selenastraceae
Product: ribose 5-phosphate isomerase A
Exons: 7
Coding region: 1-888 (295 amino acids)
Biological process (GO): pentose-phosphate shunt, non-oxidative branch
Molecular function (GO): ribose-5-phosphate isomerase activity
Source: RefSeq, a predicted model, not a curated record